AUGACUUCCCACCCGACAACGUGGACCCCACCGGAUCUAAAUGCGUUUCCUGUCCUAGCCGUAUUCCGUAUCCCCAUGAGCAAAAAAUCUGGCUGGGCCGUGGGACACGCAAUCAGAGGAGCCUACAUGGCCAACUUUAUGGACGGCCAGAUUACGCAGAUCGAGAUGGGUGAGCAGCAUUUCCAGGUCACCGCUCAAUUACAGACAAGCUCGGCGAUUCGCUUUCGGACUUACCUCAUCAACGCCAGAUGGAGAAGAAUAUCGGUAGCCACUUUGUUUCAUACCUUGGAGGAACGAGCAAACCCCGUUCUCAAGAUGCUGGAAGUGUAG
This is a messenger RNA of Strongylus vulgaris, 330 nucleotides long. The record is from the annotation of a GenBank genome assembly. NCBI's taxonomy places the organism in Eukaryota, Metazoa, Nematoda, Chromadorea, Rhabditida, Strongylidae.